GAGGUGGGCAGAGACACUGCCACAGGUCCCAUCUCCCAACAAAGGGAUGCUGUGGACCAGAAGUGGUAUUCUGUGGCACAUUCCAUCCAAACGCCAAAGCUUCGCGGCGUUUGAAACACGCGCACAGUUCAGGCGUCUCCUCGGUUUCGGUCGAGUCCUCUGGGCCCUUCUCCCCUUUGAUUCUCCACCGGCCACUUUCAGCUCCUGGGGUGGCCCCGGCUUCCAUAGAAAUCUCUGAGGCCCCGACUGGCCUCGUCUUCAGGGCGAUGACGCUCCUGAGCCCUUCUUCCUCGAAGUCCACACCCUCCCCCAGGGACCCCCGCCACUCGGCGAGGCCCGCUGUCCACCUGCCCCCGGGGAGUCCCGGGGAGGCGCCGCGGGGCUGCCUGCCUCCCCUCUGAGCGCCAGUCCCCCCCGGGCCGCGGCUCGCCUCUACCCACCCCCUACUCGGGCCCCUUCCCCGAGGUAGGCUGGUUACACAGCCCGACGGUUCAGCAGUUUGUUCCCAACGCCCACGCGCGGCUGGUAGCACUUGUGGACGGUGUGGCCCACGGAGGCCCCGAACCCUGACCUGGUGCCACCCGCCAGCCGGGGGCGCCCCGAGACCACGGGACUUCCGUCUCAAAUACAAAGACGCGCUGGGGCAUCUCUGGGGGCUGCCGUCGAACAAAGGCGCGAGUUCAGAAGUGCUUGUUACAGAGCUGGUGGCUCUUCCACAGACCCCAUCAGAGGGUCCGGUCGUUUAAGAGCCAGACGGAUAACCAGGAGGCUACCUCCUUCCGGAGGACCCACACGGCCCUGUGCAGUCAUGGCCCCCUCACCAAGCUGUCCCUGCCCGGGCCACCGGUCACCCCAGGGAGGGCGGUCCCCAGGGGGUGGUUUUCGUGGCAUCCCGCGGUCACAGAAGUGUCAGCCACCGUCUGGUCUCCCCGCAGACUCACUCCUGCUCUGUCCUCCCUCCCUGGCGAGGCCCCGUCCCUCAGUGGGAGAAUCAGGAGAUCAGGGUCCGGAUUCCACGGGGCUUCUCGAGGCGACAAGAGGCGGGGCGGGCCAGGGGUGCCGGUCUCCGUCGCUGCGCAUCAGCCGUUGGGGUCGUGGGGACAGUCGUGGAGCAAACAUGAGUGGGGGCUCGCUGGGCGGACAGAGGGGUGGGCCCGUCGCGGUGCCACGCUGGCGCCUUGGAGCCUCCCGGGCUCUGACGCGCGCUGCUCUCUCGGCCCUCGCUGGUGGGUCGUUAGCAGGACAGGUCAGGUCCGGUUGGGGAAUGGUGGUCCUCUCCAGUUUUUACCAACUAGGUGAAAAGUGAGGUGAUAAGUUCCCCUAGUCGAGGCGGCCUCUGGUGUCCAGGUUACUGUCACCCUCUGCCCUCAGCUGCCUCCGCCCCUCCCCGUUCUGUACUAGAAGCCCCCACGCGGAGCACCCGCGGGGGGCUUACGCACACCGUGCCACUUAACCCUUGAGCGGAGGGUCCCUGGUGGACACAGCCAGCAUGUCCUUCCUGGGGACACCGAGGGACAUCGGAGCAGGAACGUCCGUCCCCUUUGUCCGUCCCCUUUCGCGUUCCGGGCGGGUUGAGAGGGGCAGGAAAACCCCUGGAAAGCUAGCCAGCCCCAGAGAGGGGGUUUGCGUUUUGAGGGGAAGUGUGUCCAUGAAAAUGUGGCACCAGCACCAGGUGGGACUGGCUGGCGGAGAGGGGCUGUACCUCCGAGGACUGGUCGGGGUCGGGGGUGGGGGGGUGGAAUGCUCUUACAGGCAGGACAGCUGGCUGGCUGGCGAUGGCGUAGUUCAAGUCCCCCGGGAAUUACCUGCUCAGGGACACGCUUCCCUGUUUAAGUCAAUGCCAAUUGGCGUUAACGACAGAAUCUCUCCAAGCCUCGGUUUACCCGUCUGGUGGGGAGAAGCUGGAGCUGAUCAGAAGGUCUUCCGGGGGUCCCUGCCUCCUUCGAGACGCCUCAGGCCCCAGGAGGGGCAGUAGGAGGACUUGGGUGGGGAGAGGCGGGCGGGGCGGGCCUGGGCUGUGGCCCCGACACACGGAACCCGGACCGCGGCUUUCACCUGUUUCCUCGGCUUCGCUGUAGGGUUUUAGCAGGAGGAGGAGCGAGCGAAGAGUGAAACCCGCCGGCUGAGGCCUCAAGUCUCAGCCGGCGACGGGGUGACCGAGGCCGUCCGCGCAGCUAGGCACCCACACCCCGCCAGCUUACUUUCAGGGUGUGCCCACCGCGUGAGCCGUGGGGGCGGCCCCGUGUGUGGCCCCCACCUGUCUGUCUGAACAUCCAGGUGUUAGAAGGUUACGGCCGCGUUGCCGCCACGGCAGAGCUCAGUCCACGUCUGCUGCCACACGACGUGGAUGAGGACGAAACCAGCGGCACGGCAACUCACCGCGAAAAAGUGGAGACUCGUCAUCUGACUUGAGACGGCGUAGAGACACUUCCAGAAACCACAGAGGCUGCGCGAGCCCGCGGGCGCCGUGCUGCGCACACGGGCCCGCCCCGCUCCGGCCCGCACCGUCCGUACGAGGACGUGUCCUCUCCCUCCGAGGGCCGUGAGCCUGGGCUGCCCGCCUCGAACCAGGAUUUUCCACCCAGAGGACACCAGAGACGCGGCUUGGCCACGAGGGCACGUAGAGCGUGUGGCGCCUCCCUCCAGCCCGGGAAGCGCGGGGGACGCAGGAGCGGCCGGAAGCCGAGACGCGAGGGGGGUCCAGGCCCCGGGCAGCGCUGUCAGCUGCUCCAGCACCGGCCCUUUCCGGGGUCCGGGGUCCAAUCAACAGAGUGGAAAGAAGUUGGAAAUGCGAACUUGCUGGAUGUCUGAUGUUAAGACGGCUCCGUUUCCAGGUGCGGGCCACCUGUCGUGAGCUCUUCCAGCGGGUGUGCGAUGUGACCAGCAUCAAAGAAGCCCACUUCUUUGGCCUCAGCGUGGUCAGAGACAACGAGUUCAUGUUCAUGGAUUUGGAGCAGAAGAUCAGCAAGUACUUCCCCAAGGACUGGAAGCGGCAAGUGCACAAAGGUGGGAGGCCCCGCGCGCCCUUCGUGAGCUUCCUCAGGGUGCAGUACUACGUGGAGGACGGCAGGGUCAUAAGGGACAAGACGGCCAGGCACCUGUACUGCUGCCACCUGAAGGAGCGUGUGCUGAGGUCCGAGUGCACCCACCGCGAGGAGGCCUACUUCCUGCCGGCCGCCUACGGGCUGCAGGCCGACCUGGGCAACCACCGGGAGCUGGUCCACGUGGGGAGGUACUUCGAGCCGGAAGCCUACUUUCCGCGGUGGGUCAUUGCCAAGAGGAGCAGCGCGUACAUCCUCAGGCACGCGCCCGCCGUGCACCGUGAGCAGCGGGGCCUCGACCCCAAGGAGGCAGUGCUGCGCUUCAUCAGGGAGGCCUGCCGGCUCGAGGACGUGCCCGUCCACUUCUUCAGGCUGUACAAGGAUAAGAAGGAGGACAGGCCUACCAUCGUCCUGGGACUGACCCUCAAGGGAAUGCAAGUCUAUCAGGAGGCAGACCACGCUCCCAAGCUGCUCUAUGACUUCCCCUGGUCCCACAUCGGGAAGCUGGUGUUUCUGGGGAAAAGGCUGGAGAUCCAGCCAGACGGGCCGCCGUCGGCACGGAAGCUGGUGUAUCACACGGGCUGCGCCUCGCGCUCCGGCCACCUGCUGCGGCUCACGCUGCGACCCACCCUGCGAGGCUGCGGCAGCUGGAGGAGGCAGAAGGUGGGCCCCGGCCGUGGCCGGGCCCCGGGGGGCCGCCCGGGCUGCUUCUGGGCGCCUUUCAUGUUUCCCACUGGGGGGCGCGGCCUCUUGGCUCCUGUGUCCUCUGGAAGGGGGGAGGAGGCCGAUUCUGAGGACGGGGCCUGGGGACAGUUUGGAUUCUGGGAAGGAAUUCUCUAGGUGUGGCAGGAAGGCUGAGGGGCUGGGGGACUCCUGGGCUCCCUGGCCAUGCACACACGAGCGUGCGCGUGUGCCCGUGCACUUGUGAGCAUGUCCGCUCGCGUGCGGGGGCUGCUUGGGGUCCCUGACACUGGGGACGGUGGGACAGCCCCUGGGAGCCAUUACAAAGGCACGUAUCCGGAGCUUACUGGCUGUGGGUGACAAAUGCCACGGGUACACAGGGCCCCGAUCCCUGAGUGGCACUUCCCUCCCCUCACACUGCGUCCCCUGGGCCUCAGCGCCAGCCGGGGGGUGUGGGCAGGAUCCCGGGGCCACCGCUGGGACCCUGUGGCUCCAGGCAUGUGAGACUGCACCUGUGUCCCCUCCGAGCCCGCUCUUCCCCGCUGUGCCUCCUGUCCCCACACAGAGAAGCAGCACUACCGGGAGUCCUACGUCAGCGACACGCCGGACCUGGACCGAGACCCGGGUGACAAGGGCUCCCCGGGCUCCCCCCACAGCGGGGGUGGUGGCCGGCAGCUGCCGGAGCACCCGUCCCUUGGCUCGGCUGACAGCGGCAGUAGCCCCCGCUUGCGAGGCAUCGAGGCAGACGCUGGGCCCGCAGAGCCCUGGGAGGUGUCGGUGGACGAGCCCUGGGGCACCGAGGCCGUGCGUGGGGAGGCGCCACCUUGCAGCCCCAGCACCAGCCAGAGGAGCCAUGGCACAGACGGUGGCCGCGGAGGCGGGCGCGAGGGGGAGGCCCAGGACCGGGGAGACGCCUCUUGUAAGGAGCCCUUGGCGGCCGUGCAGGUCGGGCUGAUCAGGACGUGGGGCUGCAGCGCGGAGGCCCUGCACCAGAUCCCAGAGGCAGAUCCGCACUGCCACGGCCUGGACCAUGCACCACUGGGACCCUGCAGAGUGAGGUCCUCGAAAUGCCUCUCCCUGGUCCUGUGCAGGGAGGACCAGCUCCCAGAAGAGUUUGUGGUGUAGACACCCAGAGGUGUGACUCUGCACGUAGGGCUCAUCCACAUGGCACGGCUUGUCCACCCGGGGCUCCGUCUACACAGCACGGCCUGUCCACGGGGGGCUCAUCCACAUGGCACGGCUCGUCCAUGGGGGGCUCAUCCACACGGCACGGCUCGUCCACGGGGGGCUCCAUCUACACAGCACGGCCUGUCCAUGUGGGCUCUAUCUACACGGCACGGAUGCAUCCACGUGGCAGGGCUUGGUCCACAGUCCCUGGCCCCCACCCUUUUGUGCGCUGGAGGCCCCGCCACCGCCCUGUUGACUGAGACCCUCCUCCUAUGGGUUCACCCGCCAGCCGUAUGGAGAAGCCUGGAGGGAGUAGGAGGACCUGCUUCUCGUGCCCGCCAUGAUGGGUCCGGACUCCUUCUGUCUUAGUGUCAGGAGGCAGAAGUCAAGGCAUGGCCACCCCGUCUGCAGGUGGCUCGGGGCGGCCCCCACCCAUCCACCCUGGAAGGAAGAUGUUGGCUGUUCCCGCGUGUGGGAGAGACCCUUCCGGUUCCCUCUGCACGGAACCCCCCCCACCCCCCCGUGGACGGCCAGACCAGGUGCACAGCCUUCUGGGAGCCUUUGACCCAAGGUCACGGUCACCUGUCACGGCACCGGCCCCAGCUUCCUCUAGACCGUUCCGCCGCCCCUGCUGCUCACGAUCCCGGAGGCCUCUCUGUGAGGGCUCCAAGUCUGGAGUCGCAGCGGCACGUGGAUGCCUGGUCCCUGCGGGGCCUACGGAGCCCCAGAGGCGGCUGGGCCAUCCCGAGAAGCCAGGAUGCAGAUUCUGAAUGUUCCUGGCCCUGCCUCCCAAGACCGAGCUGAGCGUCCUGUCCCUUUCCAGCAGAGGUCACGCGGGUCACUGACCCGCCGUCCCAGGGGCAGCCGGGGCUCCGCAGCGCGGGUCACCCGUUAUGGCUCAGAAGGCGGCGGGUGAGAUAGGGCAGGGUGGGGACUUGACCCAGCCGCCCCCUCGGCCCGGACCCAAGCUCCACGUCUGGGGCUGGAGAGACUUCCGGGCUUCGCGCGGCCUUCCCGAUUGGGCGGAGGUUUACAGGUCAUGCCGUGGCGGGUCCUGGAAAAGUGUGCUUCUGAGGGACAGCACCCUGCCCUCGGGGCUGUGCCAUCGGUGCGUUGAGAGGCCGUGAGCAGGCAGCACGUGACGGCAGGUGCGUGGCCCCGGCCCCAGCCUCAGCGGCCAGCUUGGGGUUGGAGCACCGGGGCAGGAGAACCACGCCAGCCUCCACAGGCUGGGAGGACAGAGGCGGGGCGGCCUCCCGGGGCCGGGGCACGCUCCCCUCCCCAGGUCCAGGCCCGGCUGCCAGGUGGCCUUCCCGCGGCCAGCCGCCACCUGGAUGGAGCGGAGUCGUUGGCGGAGGGGGUGCGCGUCAGCAGCCUGGCGGCCCGUGUCCCCGGAGGAAGGCCGGGCUGGCGCUGCGUCCUGGCCGCCUCCCGACCCCAGGUGGGCCCCUGCCUCCCGUCCAGAGACCUGAGCGGGCGCUGGGAGCAGGUGCGGUGCGAGAGGGGUGGUAACAGGCCCUGAGCCUGACGGGUGUUAGGGUGCGGCUCGUUUUACCCGGGCCCCUCCCGCCUCUGCCCUGCACAGGAUCUGACACCUGCUGUCCCCUUGAUCAGGUGGACUGGCGUGUGCCCGUCUGGUAGUCCCGAGCACUCAGCGGGUGACUGGAAGCCCGCUGCCACUGGGUGACUGGAAGCGAGGCCCUGUGCCUGUGACAUCACCCAUCUCCCGUGCUCGUGCGCCGAAGCCACACCGGCACGGCCAGCUCAGGCUCAUUUUGGAGACAGAGGGCAGAACUUGAGCCCGUGUGUGUGUGUGUGCACACGUGUGUGGGGCACAUGCGCAGGUGGGUCCACAUGUACACACAUGUAUGUGCGAGUGUGUCCGUGCACGCACACAUAUGUGCAUGGGUCCACACCUAUGUGUACAUGCGUGCAUGCACGCACGGGACCGUGUGCGCAUGUGUGGGUCCGUGUGCACAUGCAUGUGCACGUGUGUGGGUCCGUGUGUGCACGCACACAUGCACACGGCAAGUCUGAUGCCGCCCGGGCUGGGCUUCCUGACCUUUUCUGUGAAAGGAAAUCUGGGUGUGUGCACACUGGCACGUGUAAUAAAGGACCUAAAUACA
Molecule: messenger RNA, 7015 nt
Organism: Neofelis nebulosa (Clouded leopard)
Lineage: Eukaryota; Metazoa; Chordata; Mammalia; Carnivora; Felidae
Gene: FRMD1
Product: FERM domain containing 1
Exons: 13
Coding region: 2811-3881 (356 amino acids)
Biological process (GO): positive regulation of hippo signaling
Cellular component (GO): cytoplasmic side of apical plasma membrane; cytoskeleton
Source: RefSeq, a predicted model, not a curated record